GUGGCCCUGGGGGUUUCCUUGGGUGUCGGGGCAGGCGCUGUGCCCAGUAGGCGCUAGCGGGUCCCUAGAGUCCCGGUUACCCGUGGUGGCAGCUGCGUCCCUGCGUCUCCCUGUGGCAAGGGACGGAGGGGUCCGUCUGUGUCCAUCUCGGUGCCUCCUCUCCCCGAGACCUUCCGCGCAGAGGUGGCGGGGGCAGGGGCCGGGGGCCGCCGCCUUGCUCCCGGGUCCCAGGAACCCGGCCACUCCUGGAAGCCAGCCCGCUCCAGCCAUGACCCUGGGGCUUCUCCUGGCCCUCGCCCUCUGGGCCAGCUGCCUGCCCUGCCGUGGAAGGGAAGCCACUCCCACCCUGCCCAGGGUGCAAUGUCGAGCCCCCCGAUACCCGCUAGCGGUGGACUGCUCCUGGACCCUGCGGCCAGCUCCCAACGCCACCAGGCCCGUGCCCUUCAUUGCCACCUACAGGCUUGGCCUGGCCGCCCAGGGAGAGAGCCGGCCCUGCCUCCAGUCUACACCCGAGGCCACCAACUGCGCCAUCCCGGACGUCCAGCUGUUCUCCAUGGUGCCGUAUGUGCUCAACGUCACGGCCGUCCACCCCUGGGGCGCCAGCAGUAGCUUCCUGCCCUUCGUGGCCGAGCACAUCAUCAAGCCUGACCCCCCGGAAGGCGUGCGCCUGAGCCCCCUCCCCGGGCAGCAGCUGCAGGUGCGGUGGGAGCCUCCCCGGUCCUGGCCCUUCCCGGAGAUCUUCUCGCUCAAAUACAGGAUCCGCUACAAGCGGCUCGGGGCCGCCCGCUUCCGUCAGGUGGGGCCCAUUGAAGCCACGUCCUUCACCCUCAGGGCUGUGCGGCCGCGGGCCAGGUACUGCGUGCAGGUGGCCGCGGAGGACCUCACUGACUACGGGGAGUCGAGCGACUGGAGCCUCCCUGCGACCACUCUCGCGAUGCCUCGCGACUAGUGGGGGUUCCCAGUGUCCCUAAAGAGGGGCUGGGUCCUUGACACCCCCGACUCCUGCUGCCAGCCAUUUGAGGGUGGACGGGACCCACCUGGCUGGGGUCGGAGUCGUGGCUUUGCUGCCGCCAAGCUGCUGGGCAACCUCAGGCAGCUGACUUUGCCCCUCUGAGCCUCAGUUUCCCAAUCUGUGAAAUGGAGAUGUGCUCUCCCCUUGAACUGUGGAUGUGAGAUAUUUUUUAUUUAAGAUAAGAAUCUUGGAAUUUUAGUUAGAAAAGACUCACUGUUGGCUGGGUGUGUUGGUUCAUGGCUGUAAUCCAAGCACUCCGGGAGCCCAGGGUGGGAGGAUUGCUCGA
This is a messenger RNA of Propithecus coquereli (Coquerel's sifaka), 1298 nucleotides long. RefSeq names its product Epstein-Barr virus induced 3 (gene EBI3). Bases 269 to 949 code for a protein of 226 amino acids. Gene Ontology annotation, cellular component: signaling receptor complex; membrane; external side of plasma membrane. NCBI's taxonomy places the organism in Eukaryota, Metazoa, Chordata, Mammalia, Primates, Indriidae. Gene Ontology annotation, biological process: cytokine-mediated signaling pathway. Gene Ontology annotation, molecular function: cytokine receptor activity; cytokine binding. The record is from RefSeq and is a predicted model, not a curated record. The transcript is spliced from 7 exons.